Molecule: messenger RNA, 423 nt
Organism: Drosophila takahashii
Lineage: Eukaryota; Metazoa; Arthropoda; Insecta; Diptera; Drosophilidae
Source: RefSeq, a predicted model, not a curated record
UUUCAGUCUUUUCUAGGCCUUUCGUUUUGACUCAUCACUAUUUCUCUUCUAAAUUUUUAUUUUCCAGCUGAAUCAGUCAGGAUGAGGCAUACCCAGAAGCUGCUGACUAAGAUGUGGCGUCCAUUGGACGGGGGACUUAAAAUGAAAGGCCGCUCCUUCAACCAACAAAACUUCAGCCCAAAGAUUCCCGACGAGGCGGGUAAGCGCCCAACGCACUUUCAGUCCAUGCGCGAAUUCUUUAUGCAUCCGCUGACCUGGGAUCGCAACAACGGCUACUUCAAUGUGGUGCUGGCCCUGUCCAUUUUUGGCUUCUGCUUCUUCAACUCGUGCGCCCCGUGCGAGCAGCAAAGGAGCGGCCUCGAGGAGCGCACAACCCGCCCACAGUGAAUCCGAGGAUAAGCCCCUGUUGCGUGAAAAUUGGCU